This is a messenger RNA of Dreissena polymorpha, 4914 nucleotides long. Its product is annotated as cyclin-J-like. The record is from RefSeq and is a predicted model, not a curated record. NCBI's taxonomy places the organism in Eukaryota, Metazoa, Mollusca, Bivalvia, Myida, Dreissenidae. The transcript is spliced from 7 exons. Gene Ontology annotation, cellular component: cyclin-dependent protein kinase holoenzyme complex; cytoplasm; nucleus. Gene Ontology annotation, biological process: mitotic cell cycle phase transition; regulation of cyclin-dependent protein serine/threonine kinase activity. Bases 619 to 1872 code for a protein of 417 amino acids. Gene Ontology annotation, molecular function: cyclin-dependent protein serine/threonine kinase regulator activity.
AAGGCUCUUCAAUUGAAGACUGAAAAAUAGGAACGAAGUUUACAUUGUGUGUUAUUUAAAUAUUUUAAGCAUGUAUUUCAAGUGGAUAACAAGCAAAAGUUGCAUCAUGUAUGUGUACUCUUGUGGCAACAGAAGAGGCGUAUGCUGAUUGGCUCUGAUUGCGGGAUUAUCAAGCAAGCUGGCCUGCUGGACACUGGAGGAUAUUGGAGGGUCGUUGAAGCAUGACAUGACACUCUUAACACAGUCAUGGGUUGCACUGAAAGCACAUUACUGGUUGAGAUGUUAACUGAAACUGUAAGACAUAAAUAGCCAAAGAGGGAUUGAGAAAAAAGGCUCAUAAAACUUCAUAGGUAAUAAAUGGUGUAGCCAAUGUGUAGACUUUCACAAAAUCUCCGAGUAUAGUUUUCCCAGUCUUGUGAUCGUUGUGGAUCUGUUCCCUCAUGGAUUAUUAAUGAAAGCUCGUGACUGUUAAUCAGGAUUAAAAGACAAGAUGCUGGUGACUUUUGUAUAGGAUAUAGUGGAUUGAAGUCUACUCUACUGUCUCAGCACUGGAAUACCCACGGAGGGCGCUUCCACCAUGAUUGCAAUACUUGAAUAGUGCCUCAACUCCAGUGAAUCAUGGCCAUAGAACAAGAAUGGUGGCAGAACAAACUGGCCGAGGACAUCUACGCCACUCUCAAACUGAGGGAACAGACAGUGCCCGCGCUGCAGGGAAACUCGACGCAGCUGUGGAUGCGGCGCCACCUGGUGGAUUGGCUGUCGGAGAUCGUGAGGGAGCUGGGGGUGUGCGCCACUGCCCAGCACCUGGCUGUGCACCUUCUUGACCACUUCAUGGAUGGACUGGAGGUGGAGAUGGCCUACCUGCACCUGGCGGCCCUCACCUGCCUCCUCCUUGCAGUGAAGUUUGAGGACCACUGUGAUCGCAUCCCCCACAUCAGCAGGCUGAACUCCUAUGUGCACGUAAACCAGUACAAUGGGGGUCAGCCCUACACGGCCCGGCAGUUUCUACAGAUGGAGCUCAACAUUCUCAAGUUUGCAAACUUCGAGCUCUGUGUCCCCACUGUGCCACACUUCCUGCCAUACUUCCUUAAGGUAGCUGUGGAUGAGGAUGACCUGGUGGAUGGGGCUCCCAUCUCCAGCAAGGGCCAGGUGGAGACCUACCUACACAAACAUGCAGCAUACUUCCAGGAGAUUGUCUUACAAGAUCACAUGUACAGUGAGUACUCCCCGUCCCUAGUGGCCGCAUCCUGCGUGGCAGCCGCUCGAAUCUGUCUUCACCUCACCCCUACCUGGCCCAAACAGCUGGAGCUCAUGACUGACUUCUACCUGGAACAACUUCUGCCCUGUAUCAAGAACAUGCUAGGGACACACCAGCGUGAUUCCAACAGCCUGACCAGCAGUUCCCUAGGUUACCUCCCCUCCUUCAUGGCUGAAGCCCAGAGUUACCACCCUUGCUACAUGGUCACUCCCAGGGUACAGCCUGCUGUCCAGUCCCAGCAACAAGAAGGCCUUGUGGUCAACAGUGUCCAGUCAGAGGCCCACAUUGUCCGAGCGGUCAGCAAAGGGGUGAGCAGUGGUCAGCGAUACCAGCCCUACCUGAAGACUGCUGGGCGGGGUCAAGUUGGGAGAGGGGGCACUGAACUUGCCCAUCGCCCCACAGCCUGUGUUAGACGAACGGCUGCUGCUUACAGUGGUGUCCACCCACUGCUGUGUCUGCAGCCUGUAGUGUCAGACAUGUAUGCCAGUGCUAGUGCUGUUGCUACCUAUGGUGCUGCUGUGGACAUUGGUGCUGUUGUGAACCCUGGGACCAUGCUAGCCUACACCAGUGGGAUGGGGGUGCCUCAGCUCUGCCCUCGGAUUCGGGGAUCAUAGGGGGUAAAAACUGGCAAGAACAUUGGGACCACAAAACUGGGGCUAUUAUGCACUUAGAUCUUCGUUUUGGGAAAACUGGGGGUAAAACUUGACAGUCUGCACCGGCUAAUCCGCGAUGAUGCUUUCUGUCUAAACUGGAUUUUUUAUACAAAUAGUUUGUUUUCCAAAAGAACCAUGAAACUGGAAAAGGGCUGUCCCUGAUAAGCUUGUGCAGACUGACUUUGGAUCACUUAAAUCUGCCCAAUCACAAUAUCCUUGCAGGGAAUUUUUUGAGCAUACCGAAAGCUUAAUUAGAUCUUUCAUGAUUUACCAAAGUUCGGCAUGUAUAAACUAGGGUCUAUGGAAAAUUGAAUGCAGAUGGCAGGUGUUAUGCUUCUCCAAAAGGAUACGUAGGGACUCAGGUGUUGUGACUAUAUACCUGGUUGGUUGUAAAUAUUCGAAUCCUGUGUAAACCAAUAGGUUGUGCUGUCAUUUGGACUCUUGGAGGCCAUAUGUGAGGCAUAUUUAACGCUUGGGGGACAAACAAAUAGAAUGAGGACAGGAUCAGUGUUCUUCUGUAAGUGAAUUAGUGGUACUAGAUAUACAAUUCUAGAGCUGGGUUGCUUUUUGUGGUUUCUGUUCAACUUGAUAGGUUUUACAGUUUUAUACAGCUUAUACUUUUUACUGUUGUUAAAUAUGUUCAUAGUGAUGCUUAGUCUUUUAAAUUGGUGCAGAUGUUGUACAUACUUGGGUCUUCUGUUGAUAUUUAUUCACAAAAAAAUACAUUAUGCUAGUCUUUCAACCCUGUGAAUAUGAAAUUGCAAUAUUUACACAUUUUAUGUGAAAGUUUCAUACAGAUCUCAAUGUCUUUGUUCCAUGUGUAGCGAUAUUAUGUAUUUUACUGAUAUUUGAGUUGCUUUUUUUGUAUGAUUGAAUCAACGUGUCGUGGUUGGCUGUGACAUCCCAAAAUGUUCAGUUGCAUUUCUUUUUUGCAAAGCUGUUGUGUGAUGUAUGCUCAUUUUUUACUGUCCAUAUGAGAUGCUUCAUGUGAAAACGGGUCUUAUGGCGUAUGCGUCCAGGGUAGCUCCAGUCCAGCCUGCGCAAUGGCACAGUCUGGUCAGGAGGUAUCAUGUCCACUGAUGAGAUCCCUCAAUCUUUAGUUAUUUAUAGCCCACAUAGUAGCUCCAGAUUAGACUGCUUGAGAUCACUCAACUUCUAGUUGUGUUUAGCCCACAUAGUAGCUCCAGAUGAGACUGCUUGCAUGGGCACACUGGUCUGGAUCUACUUUGGAUGCAUAUGUUUUUAGACCCAUUUUCACAGGACGCGAAUCAUGCUGUCCAUAUGAUGACCGCAUAUUAAGUUGAAACUGCUGUUUCAGUUUAACAUUUAGAUGUGUAUGUUCUAUAUUCCUUAAAGACUAAAUACAUUGACUUUUUAUGCCCCCCCUUCAAAGAAGAGGGGGUAUAUAUUUUUUGGCCUGCCUGUCUGACAUUGUAUGUGUGUGUCUGUCUGUCCCUAAACUUUAACCUUGGUCAUAACUUUUACAAUGUUGAAGAUAGCAACUUAGUAUUUGGCUUGGAUGUGUAUCUCAUGGAGCUGCACAUUUUGAGUGAUGAAAGAACAAGGUCAUCCUUCAAGGUCAAAGGUCAAAUAUAUGGGGGGGGGCAUAGUGUUUCACAAACACAUCACUUGUUUUUUAUUGUUACUAUGAAUGUUAUAGGGAAAGUUGUCUGUCAAUGUAAGGUGCCAAUCAGAUUCUGUUUAGUUAUCCCCUGUCAUAGGCGGAGGGAUAUUGUUUUGGCGUUGUCCGUCCGUCCGUCUUUCUGUCCGUCCGGAGCCAAAUCUUGGAAGUGCUUUGGCAGAUUUCAUUGAAACUUGGUAUGAGUAUAUAUAUGGAUAAGAGGAUGAUGCACGCCAAAUGGCAUUGUACACCAUCUGUUAAUAACGGAGUUAUGGCCCUUUGUAUCUUGAAAAAUUGCUUUUUUGAGUGUCAAAUAUAACACUUUUGUGUCCAGAAGCAUUUUGGCGGGGGAUAUCAAUUCAACGUGUAUCAUAAUUAUAAUGAGUCAAAUGCUGUUACUUGUUGUUUACAUGUAUUGUUGCCUUUCAACGUUUUAGUCCAUCUAUCACUUUACCAAAAUAAGCACGCGUAUCAUAAUUAUAAUGAGUCAAGUGCUGUUACUUGUUGUUUCUAUAUAUCUUGUUGUUCAAUGUUAAACUUGCACAUGUUUGUUGAGAUUAAAUAUGCAUGGUCCUUCAACCAAUCAAGUGUUUUACAGGGACUAUAUGAGCAAUACAAGCUAGCCAUUUUAUAAAUUCUUUCAGCAUUGUUGCUCUCAACUUAAUAUAAGUCUCGAAGGCAAGAUACCUGUAGUUCAGUUGGUCUGUAAAAUCCAUAUAAGCCUCACUGUGGGAAAAUGGUAUUUAUUGCAUGCCCGUAAAGUAUGCACAGGCUUAUCAGGAACAACACAUUCCCAUAAAACUGCAUUUUUGCUAAACAGAGAUGUUCUUAAAACGAAAAAUGCAAGAAAAGUGUCUGACUGCACGGGCUAAAUUGGGACGACACUGCGCACAUGAAUUAAACCCCAUUUUCUCAGACUCUGAGAGGACGACUCAUAUAUAUUAUGUUGCACAUAUUUUAUCAUGUCUUUGUUAUGUACCCGUGUUCUAAUACAGUUUAAACCUAGUCAGAAUAAUUGGUUUGGAUGACUUCCAGCCUAUUGGUUGAUUUUUCAGAGGUCAUAAUUGAAGGCAUGAAGGAUGUAUGAAAUAAGCAAUAAAAAAAGCAAAGUUCUUACUAAAUAAUAAAGUUGUAUCACCUGUGAUAUAACUCAAAAUACCACAUUUUUAUUGUAUUAUCUUUGUGAAAGGGAUUUACAUGAUACGUACUUGGAUUGCAUAUAAGCAGGUUUAUUUUGAGUUAAUUUUUCCAUGUUACUAAUACAAAAGCAAGUGUUACUGUCAUGAUGUUGUUUAUAUUAAAUUUGUACGCCUUGUCAUGAACAUAUUUGUGUGAUGCAUUAACCUGGAAGGUUUGUUAUUAAAAUGUUUUCAUUGGUUUAA